Messenger RNA from Ziziphus jujuba (common jujube), 5083 nucleotides. Its product is annotated as ABC transporter D family member 1. Gene Ontology annotation, molecular function: ATP hydrolysis activity; ATP binding; long-chain fatty acid transmembrane transporter activity. Gene Ontology annotation, cellular component: peroxisomal membrane. Lineage: Eukaryota; Viridiplantae; Streptophyta; Magnoliopsida; Rosales; Rhamnaceae. The coding region runs from base 642 to 4658 and encodes 1338 amino acids. Gene Ontology annotation, biological process: peroxisome organization; very long-chain fatty acid catabolic process; fatty acid beta-oxidation. The record is from RefSeq and is a predicted model, not a curated record. The transcript is spliced from 26 exons.
GACUUUGACUCUGACAAAAUCCAGAGAGAGUGAAUCACACAAACAGCAAAGCUGCACAUCCCAAGGAGUUGGUUUUGGUAUUGAGUGGGAACUUGGAUUGGGCUGAGGCUGAGGCUGAGGCUUGGGAGGGGUUUAGUUUUGGAGUGCACGCACGCACAUCAAACGCGUCAUGAUGAAACCGUUGCUAUAACAAGCGACUUCUAUUUCUUAUUUUUCUUUCUUCCUCCAACAAUUCCCAUACCUCUACAUACACUGUCUAUUUCUGCCAAAUUUUCUUUGCCUAUCAUUUAUUGCGUCAGGUUUUGCAAUCACCUCUAGCUUCUUUGGCUUAUUUCCGACUGGGAUUGGAUUGUAAUUGGGAUUUUGGAUUUUGGAUUUUCUUUUCGGAAAAAAAGCUUUUUUGCUUUAUCCCUUAUGCUCUCGUCGUCACUAACGUAUUUUCUUCUAUCUCUCUCGUUCCAAUAUUCGAUAGUCAAAACUGAUUCGACGCUGCAAAAACAAGACGGAAUCUAGGGCUCAUUCUUCUUCUUUUGCUCUGGAAUUCUUCAGUUCUAGGGGGUUUAUCAUUUUGUGAAUGAUAAGUUAAGAGCAGCCAUCCAUUUUCUAACUUCUUGUUGGUAGGGAAGGGUUAAUUGUCCAUCAUGCCUUCUCUGCAACUUUUGCAAUUAACGGAACAUGGUCGAAGCUUUGUUGCUUCAAGGAGGAAAGCUUUGAUACUUGCAACAGGUGUUUUAGUUGCUGGUGGGUCAGCUGCAUAUGUGAAGUCACGAUUUAACUAUAAAAAACAUGAUUCUUUCGGUCAAUAUAAUGGCCUUAACAAUAAUGAAGGAGAUACAGAGCAGUUAAUAAAUGAUGGUAAACGAAAGAAGACUCCAGAUAAAAGGGGAGGAUUGAAGUCGCUUAAAGUCCUUGCAGCAAUUCUCUUAUCUCACAUGGGCAAGAUGGGUGCAAGGGACCUUCUAUCUUUAUUAGGAAUAGUGGUAUUGCGAACUGCUUUGAGCAACAGAUUAGCAAAAGUGCAAGGAUUUCUAUUUCGUGCUGCAUUUCUUCGACGUGUGCCAUUAUUUUUUCGGCUGAUUUCUGAAAAUAUUUUGUUAUGCUUUCUUCUUUCAUCCAUGCAUUCUACUUCAAAGUAUAUAACGGGAACCUUAAGUCUGCGGUUCAGAAAGAUUCUGACAAAACUUAUCCAUUCUCAUUAUUUUGAGAACAUGGCAUAUUACAAAAUAUCACAUGUCGAUGGGCGGAUAACAAAUCCUGAACAACGAAUUGCAAGUGAUGUACCGCGAUUCUGUUCAGAGUUGAGUGAAAUUGUACAGGAUGAUUUAAUAGCAGUCACUGAUGGUCUGCUUUAUACAUGGCGUCUGUGCUCUUAUGCUAGUCCAAAAUAUGUCUUUUGGAUAUUGGCGUAUGUAGUUGGAGCAGGGGCGAUGAUAAGAAACUUCUCUCCUGCUUUCGGCAAACUAAUGUCCAAAGAACAACAAUUGGAAGGAGAGUAUAGGCAGCUGCAUUCACGGUUAAGGACCCAUGCAGAAAGCAUAGCAUUUUAUGGUGGAGAAAGCAGAGAAGAAUCUCAUAUUCAGCAGAAGUUUAAGACGCUAAUUAGGCAUUUGAGAGUUGUGCUUCAUGACCAUUGGUGGUUUGGCAUGAUUCAGGACUUCUUAUUGAAGUAUCUUGGUGCUACAGUUGCUGUAAUAUUGAUUAUUGAACCCUUCUUUUCUGGCAAUCUGAGACCUGACACUUCAACUUUAGGACGUGCAGAGAUGUUAAGCAAUCUGAGAUAUCAUACUAGUGUCAUAAUUUCAUUAUUUCAAUCGCUUGGAACUCUUUCUAUAAGUGCAAGGAGACUCAAUCGUCUCAGUGGUUAUGCAGAUCGCAUUCAUGAGUUAAUGGCCAUAUCAAGAGAGCUAAGUGUUAACGAUAAAUCUUCUUUGCAAACAGAUGCAAAUAGGAAUUGCUUUAGCGAAGCUAGUUACAUUGAAUUCGCAGGUGUCAAGGUCGUUACUCCAACUGGUAAUGUCUUGGUGGAUAAUUUGACACUUAGAGUUGAAACAGGAUCUAAUCUUCUGAUUACAGGUCCAAAUGGUAGUGGGAAGAGCUCACUUUUUCGAGUCCUUGGAGGUCUCUGGCCGCUAGUAUCUGGCCAUAUUGUAAAACCUGGUGUUGGUACUGAUCUUAACAAGGAGAUUUUCUAUGUGCCUCAAAGACCAUACACAGCUGUAGGAACACUGCGAGAUCAGUUAAUUUAUCCUCACACUGCAGAUCAAGAGAUUGAACCACUCACACGUGAUGGAAUGGUGGAGCUAUUGCGAAAUGUUGAUCUUGAGUAUCUAUUGGACCGCUAUCCACCUGAAAAAGAGAUAAACUGGGGUGAGGAACUAUCACUGGGUGAGCAACAAAGAUUGGGCAUGGCCAGACUAUUCUAUCACAGACCUAAAUUUGCAAUUCUUGAUGAGUGCACAAGUGCUGUUACAACUGAUAUGGAGGAACGUUUUUGUGCUAAAGUUAGAGCAAUGGGAACUUCAUGCAUUACCAUUUCACAUCGUCCGGCGCUAGUUGCAUUUCAUGAUGUGGUCCUAUCAUUGGAUGGUGAAGGAGGCUGGAGUGUUCAUUAUAAAAGGGAGGAUUCUUCAGUCCUUGAUGAAGCAGGAAUAGAUACAAUGAAGGCUUCUGAGACAGAUCGCAAGAGUGAUGCUAUGACUGUUAAACGAGCAUUUGCCUUGAAUAGAAAGGACUCUGCAUUCUCAAAUUCAAAGUCACAAUCUUACAUUGCUGAUGUGAUAGCAGUUUCGCCCUCUGUUGAUCUUGCUGGUCCCUUGCCACUUUUUCCACAACUCCAUGGGACUCCAAGGGCAUUGCCUCUGAGAGUAGCUGCCAUGUUCAAAGUACUGGUUCCCACAGUACUUGAUAAACAAGGUGCACAACUUCUUGCAGUUGCUUUUCUUGUUGUAUCAAGAACAUGGAUUUCAGAUCGUAUUGCCUCAUUAAACGGAACCACUGUGAAAUAUGUUCUGGAGCAGGAUAAGGCAUCCUUUAUUCAUUUAAUUGGUGUUAGUGUUCUUCAGAGUGCUGCAUCAUCUUUUGUUGCUCCUUCUUUAAGGCACUUGACAGCUAGGCUGGCUCUUGGAUGGAGGAUUCGGUUGACACAACAUUUGCUGAAAAACUAUUUGAGAAAGAAUGCAUUUUACAAGAUCUUCAACAUGACGAGCAGAAACAUUGAUGCUGAUCAGAGAUUAACUCAUGAUCUGGAGAAGUUAACCACUGACUUGUCAGGACUGGUGACUGGAAUGGUAAAGCCAACUGUGGAUAUUAUAUGGUUCACCUGGAGAAUGAAGCUGUUAACGGGUCAGAGGGGAGUUGCUAUAUUGUAUGCAUAUAUGUUACUGGGGCUGGGUUUACUUAGGGUUGUUACCCCAGAAUUUGGCGAUCUGGCAAGUCAAGAGCAACAGCUUGAAGGAACCUUCAGGUUCAUGCAUGAAAGACUGCGUACUCAUGCUGAAUCUGUUGCUUUCUUUGGGGGUGGUGCUCGAGAAAAAGCUAUGGUUGAGUCAAAAUUCAGGGAGCUUCUUGAUCAUUCCUUGUCCCUUUUGAAGAAAAAAUGGUUGUUUGGUAUACUGGAUGAUUUUAUAACAAAGCAACUUCCACAUAAUGUGACUUGGGGAUUGAGCUUGUUAUAUGCUAUUGAGCAUAAAGGAGACAGAGCCUUGGUAUCCACUCUAGGUGAGCUUGCACAUGCUUUGCGGUUCUUAGCAUCUGUUGUAUCUCAGAGCUUUUUAGCUUUCGGCGAUAUUCUUGAAUUGCAUCGGAAGUUUGUUGAACUCUCUGGUGGAAUCAAUCGAAUUUUUGAGCUUGAAGAACUAUUGGAUGCUGCACAGUCUGGGGGUUCUGUUACUGAUACUUGGUCAACAUCUGAAAAUAGAGAUAUUUAUUCUGAAGAUGCCAUUACCUUCUCUGAGGUUGAUAUUGUUACCCCAGCUCAGAAAAUGUUGGCUAAGAGAUUGACCUGUGAUAUAGCUCCUGGGAAAAGCCUGCUUGUUACUGGUCCAAAUGGGAGUGGAAAAAGUUCUGUCUUCAGAGUUCUUAGAGGUCUUUGGCCAAUCAUGAGUGGAAGACUCACUAAACCAUCCCAAAAUGUUAGUGAUGAGGUCGGACCAGGUUGCGGUGUCUUCUAUGUUCCUCAACGACCUUAUACAUGUUUGGGAAGCCUUAGAGAUCAAAUUAUAUAUCCCCUUUCUCGUAAGGAAGCCGAGUUAAAGGCACUGAAGCUCUCUGGAGAAGGUGAAAGAUCUGCGGACACCACAAAAGUUCUGGACAUUCGUUUGAAAGAUAUUCUGGAAAAAGUUAGAUUAAAUUAUCUUUUGGAAAGAGAUGAAAGUGGUUGGGAUGCUAAAUUGAAUUGGGAAGACACUCUUUCUCUUGGAGAACAACAGAGAUUAGGCAUGGCCCGUUUAUUUUUCCACAAGCCUAAAUUUGGCAUCCUUGACGAGUGCACCAAUGCUACAAGUGUAGAUGUUGAAGAACAUCUCUAUAGGCUUGCAAAAAGCUUGGGCAUUACAGUAGUUACCUCUUCACAACGUCCUGCUCUAAUACCGUUCCAUUCUGAGGAAUUGCGGCUUAUUGAUGGGGAGGGUAACUGGGAGCUGCGUGCCAUAAAGCAAUGACUUGAUUUGGCGGUUUCUGUGACUAAUUUUUGCACUUGGUAAGAUGUAAGAUAGCACGAAGGUAGCGUUGAACCUUACAUGUUGUGGCAUAGGCAAGCAAAAGCUGGGUUUUGCUGCAAAUUCGGUGAAAUUAUUUGUUCAGCUACAUAGGAAGAGCUUUAUUAUUGUGCUCGGUACAUAAUUUGGGGGCCCAAAAAAAGGGGAAGCCAAUCAAGAAAAGUUUUAGUACAUUACUAUUAAAUUGUAGUCAAUAAGAUUGAAUCAUACAAAGCAUGUAAUUAUGUACAGUUGCUCCCUUUUGGUUAAAGUUCAUUUCAUUGAGUUGUAAGAAAUAUGUUCCUUAAGUCAUAAAUAAUAUUCAUUUAAGCCCCCCCAUAUUUAUAUGUGUAAAACCGUAAAAAUUAAGGAGAAAGAUUAUUUAGCUC